AUGUAUUGGCUUCAGCUAUUCUUCCUCCACCCUGUAUUAUUUUAUCAAGGAGUAACUUUCCCAUUUGCUCUUUUGUUUAAUUAUCUCUGCAAUUUGGAUUCCUUUUCUAUUGGUGCCAGGUAUCUCUUCCUCCUGGUGGGAGGAGGCAUCCUGGCUAUGGCUGCUCUGGGUUCCCUUGCAGGGCUUGUCUUCAUUCCUGUUGUGGGUGCUGUCAUUCUGAUUUCCUCACUCAGCCCACAGGAGGUUGAUAAACCCGUGUUCUUCCUGCAGAUGAGCUGGCAGACCUUGUGUCACUUGGGGCUUCACUACACUGAAUAUUACCUGCAGGAAACUCCCUCUUCCAGGUUCUGUAUGACCCUUUCUGCCCUCAUGCUUUUGACACAGAGGGCCACAUCCCUCUCACUUGACAUUUGUGAGGGGAAAGUGGAGAUGGUACAGAGAAACACAAGAAGUAGGCGCUCAUGGUGGGCGCGUCUAUGUGCGGUGCUGCCCUGUUUCAGCUACUUGCUCUUCUUCCCUGCUCUCCUAGGAGGCCCUCUGUGCUCCUUCCAGAGAUUUCAAGCUUUUGUGCAAGGGUCCAUCAGGGUGGGUUGGGUACACUGUUUCUGGGCUCUGGCCUGGAGAGGUGUGCAGAUCCUGGGACUGGAGUGCCUGAAGGUGGUGCUGAGGGAGGCCUUAAGUGCCUGUGAGGGAUUGGCUGGCUGCCAACAGGUCCAGUGCAUCUUGGUCAUGUGGUCCACAGCCAGCCUCCUCAAACUCACCUACUACUCCCACUGGCUCCUGGACGAAUGCCUCCUCCGAGCUGCAGGCUUCACGGCUGACCUUGACCAGAGCCUUGCGGAAAAGGAAUCUGUCUCUGAUGCAGACAUUUGGAUUCUGGAAACAACCCACAGGAUCUCACUGUUCGCCAGGAAGUGGAAUCACAGCACCGCUCAGUGGCUGCGGCGCCUCAUAUUCCAGUCCAGCCGGGCCUGGCCUCUGUGGCAGACCUUCACCUUUUCGGCCUGGUGGCACGGUCUCCACCCCGGCCAAGUGUUUGGGUUCCUCUGCUGGGCUCUCAUGGUGGAAGCUGACUACCGGAUUCACGCCUUUGCCCAUCUCUUCAUGCGAUACUGGCCAAUAAGGCUGCUCUACAGAAGUGUGACCUGGCUCUACACCCAGCUCAUUAUUGCCUAUAUAAUGCUGGCGGUGGAGGGGAGAAGCCUCUCCUCUCUCUGGUUGCUGUGGAAUUCUUAUUGCAGUAUCUUUCCCAUGACAUACUGUAUUUUGUUCUUUCUGUUGCCAAAGAGAAAGCACAAAGGUAACUGA
This is a messenger RNA of Suncus etruscus (white-toothed pygmy shrew), 1308 nucleotides long. It is a transcript of the gene MBOAT4, whose product is annotated as membrane bound O-acyltransferase domain containing 4. The transcript has 3 exons. NCBI's taxonomy places the organism in Eukaryota, Metazoa, Chordata, Mammalia, Eulipotyphla, Soricidae. Gene Ontology annotation, biological process: peptidyl-serine octanoylation; lipid modification. Gene Ontology annotation, cellular component: endoplasmic reticulum membrane. The record is from RefSeq and is a predicted model, not a curated record. Bases 1 to 1308 code for a protein of 435 amino acids. Gene Ontology annotation, molecular function: serine O-acyltransferase activity.